GGCCUUGAAAGAGGAAAUUAAGGUAAAAUUAGAUUAUAUGGAUGGGCCCUAAGCCAGUAUGACUGGUGUCCUUAUGAGAAGAGGAGAUCAGGACACAGACAUAUCCAGAGGGAAGAGCAUGUGAAGACAGAGGGAGAAGACGGCCAUCUACAAGCCAAGGAGAGAAACCUCAGAAGAAACAACCUUUCCAACUCCUUCAUCGCAGACAUCUGGCCUUCAAAACUGGUCUUGGUUAAAUACGUGAUGCCUGCCACCUUAUGACCAUGAGAAGAUCAGGGAUGAAAGAGCCAAUGAACUGAGGACGGUAGAGAAAAAGAGGAAAAGAUCAGGCUGGUGAUGAGUCUGCUGAGCUUCCAAAAGAACCCUGGAAUCAAGCACCAUGUUUCUGAACCCAGGACGUUGCCUUCCUACAAAAUGAAGCGGAACUUUUGCUUCCUUCUCAUCCUCCUCCUCCUCCUCCAGAUGACAAUCCCAGGGAGUGCUCAGUGCUCCUUAGACGCCAUUGUGGAUAAAAAGAUAAAGGAUGCUCUCACUGGUCUAGAGCUCAAUCCCUCUGCCCCAGCAAAGAGGAUCUCAUGUUUCAGUGUCGUGAACUCAGGCAAACUGUCUUUCUGCCCUGCAGGGUCGGUUGUCACUGGCUGUGCUUGUGGCUAUGGCUGUGGCUCCUGGGAUGUCGGGGAGGGGGAAACUACAUGCCACUACCAGUGCAACCCAGUAGAUUGGACCACUGCCUGCUGCUGCCGCCUGACCUGA
Messenger RNA from Balaenoptera ricei (Rice's whale), 753 nucleotides. It is a transcript of the gene RETNLB, whose product is annotated as resistin like beta. The record is from RefSeq and is a predicted model, not a curated record. Gene Ontology annotation, cellular component: extracellular region. Gene Ontology annotation, molecular function: hormone activity. Lineage: Eukaryota; Metazoa; Chordata; Mammalia; Artiodactyla; Balaenopteridae.